AUGUCGGCACGUCGACCUUCGAACCCUUUCACAAAGAACCAGGAUGCUCCUGGCUACUACGACGAACACGUCUCGUCCGACGAGCGUGCUCAGCUGCGCUCACUCGCCCAGCACAUGCGCAAGCUCAGCAUGAGCAACAGCGCCCUUUCCGACGACAGCGCUGAUUUGUCCACUUGGCGCGAAUCAAAAGCCACUGCAUCGUCAAGCGGUAGCAAUGGCGCCCGCACUCCUCGUGCUGAGGCUGGUCCACGCCCCGCUGCGUCUACCAACGAGAGCGGAGCAGCAUCUGCCACCGCCAUCCAGAACCCGCUCAAACCCGUCGGCGGCACCAAGUACACCCCUCACCAAGGCGACCUCCCCAACCCCGAUCAGGCGUAUGGCGAGGAUCAAGACAAGGCCACCCUUCUCUCUGGCAGUCUCGGCAAAAGCUCUUCGCUGCUCAACAAUGGUCGGGGACACCGUGACAGCGCUGACGACGACAAGCAGCGCGUCAUGCAGCGUGCGCGCGGUGUCGUCCGCACCUACAGUAUGGGUCAGCAGAAGCGCCGUCCCCAGAUGAUGAACGACGACCCCGUCAUCCUCUCUCGGCGCAUGAGCCACGACGCCGUACAGGAGGCCCCACGCCGCUUCAUCGUCGAUGUCGAAGAGACCAUGCGCCUCGUGCUCGAGCAAGAAGACACAGACGGUAACUUCCAGAUUUGCAUCACAGACAGCGGUCCCAAGGUACUCACCCUCGGCACCGCAACCAGCAACGGCUACAAAGGUUUCGACAUCCGCGGCACCUACAUGCUUUCCAACCUCCUUCAAGAGCUUGCUCUCGCCCGCGAGCACGGUCGCAAGCGCAUCGUCCUCGACGAAUCGCGUCUCACCGAAAAUCCCGUUGAUCGACUCUCUCGCAUGAUCAGUCAGACCUUCUGGCACAACCUCACUCGACGCAUCGACGGCGACGGUCUCGAUGCUAUUCUGUCCGAUCCAAAGAACCGCAGCAAGUCCCAGAAUCCUCGGAUCUAUGUUCCAGCUUCCGAGACAGAGAUGCUCCAAUACUAUCAAAAGGUGGCGCAGGAGCGUCCCGCACUCAACCUCACCGUCGAAUCACUUCCGACCAACAUCACCUCAGAGUACACUCGUGACCUCAACGAUCGCCCUGGUCUGCUCGCGCUCGCCAUGCGCGACGACAUUGAUCCCACCACAGGCGAAAAGAAGGGUCUCAAAGGCAUCCCUUUUGUCGUGCCCGGCGCCCGCUUCAACGAGCUCUACAAUUGGGACAGCUACUUCAUCUCGCUUGGCCUUGUCGUCGACAACCUGAUCGACCUUGCCAAGGGCACCGUCGAUCACUUCAUUUUUGAGAUCAAACACUACGGCAAGAUCCUCAACGGCAACCGCACCUACUACCUCAUGCGUGCGCAACCCCCUUUCCUCACCGACAUGGCGCUCCAGGUCUACUCUCGGCUCGACCCCGCCAACGAGACUGACAACAAGGAAUGGCUCCGCAAGGCCAUUCAGGCCGCCAUUAAGGAGUACCACACUGUUUGGAUGAGCAAGCCCCGCUUCGACGACAAGACCUGGCUGAGUCGAUACCGACCCGAAGGUCUCGGCGUGCCUCCCGAGACCGAAGCCUCUCAUUUCACCCACAUCCUCCGGCCCUACGCCGCAAAGCACGGUUGCAGUGUCAACGAGUUCACGCGUAAAUACAAUGCUGGCGAGAUCAAGGAGCCGGAGCUCGACACCUACUUUAUGCACGACCGCGCCGUCCGAGAGUCCGGCCACGACACCACAUACCGCUUCGAGCACAAGUGCGCCGACCUCGCCACCAUCGAUCUCAACGCGCUUCUCUACAAGUACGAGAUUGACAUCGCCACUGCCAUCCGCGAGGUCUUUGAUGACCGUCUCGAGCUCGAGGAUGACUUUACCUUGCACGGACCGCUUCCCCCCGCGCUGCUCAAGGAUGGCAAAGGUCCUGCACAGCCAUCGCGAUCCAUCGAGACGCCGCAGACGAGCGGCGAAUGGUUUGCACGUGCCGCGCAUCGUAAGGCCCAGGUGGACAAGUAUCUCUGGAACGACGGCAUGGGUCUGUAUUUCGACUACGACACCCGAGUCGAGGAGCCCAUCGUGUACGAGAGUGUCACCUCCUUCUGGGCCAUGUGGGCCGGUAUGGCCAGCGAGGACCAAGCAGCCAAGCUGGUCUCAAAAUCGCUCAAGCGCUUCGAGGAGCAAGGCGGUCUCGUUUCCGGUACCGAGGACUCGCGCGGAAAGAUCUCGAUCGAUCGUCCCAAUCGACAGUGGGAUUGGCCGUACGCCUGGCCUCCCCACAACGUGCUCGCGUGGGUCGGUCUUGAACGUUACGGCUACCUCGAGGAAGCGCGUCGCCUCGCUUACCGAUGGCUGUACAUGAUGACCCUCGCCUUUGUCGAUUUCAACGGAACCGUGCCGGAGAAGUUUGAUGCGGUCAACCUCUCGCACAUGGUCGAUGCAGAGUACGGCAAUCAGGGUAUCGACUUCAAGUGCGUCCCUCGUGAAGGUUUCGGUUGGAUGAAUUCAAGUUUCCAGGUCGGUCUCACGUUCCUCACCACUCAUCAGCGUCGUGCGGUCGCUGCACUUCAGCAUCCUGAUGAGUUUUUCAAUGUUCGUCGUCAUUAG
Pseudozyma hubeiensis SY62 is the source of this 2637-nucleotide messenger RNA. RefSeq lists its product as hypothetical. Gene Ontology annotation, cellular component: cytoplasm. Gene Ontology annotation, biological process: trehalose catabolic process. The coding region runs from base 1 to 2637 and encodes 878 amino acids. The transcript has a single exon. Gene Ontology annotation, molecular function: alpha,alpha-trehalase activity; calcium ion binding. NCBI's taxonomy places the organism in Eukaryota, Fungi, Basidiomycota, Ustilaginomycetes, Ustilaginales, Ustilaginaceae. The record is from RefSeq and is a predicted model, not a curated record.